This is a messenger RNA of Condylura cristata (star-nosed mole), 8682 nucleotides long. Its product is annotated as unconventional myosin-XV-like. Gene Ontology annotation, cellular component: myosin complex; cytoskeleton. Bases 1 to 8682 code for a protein of 2893 amino acids. The record is from RefSeq and is a predicted model, not a curated record. The transcript has 65 exons. Lineage: Eukaryota; Metazoa; Chordata; Mammalia; Eulipotyphla; Talpidae. Gene Ontology annotation, molecular function: cytoskeletal motor activity; protein binding; ATP binding.
AUGGGUCGAAGCAAGGGCAAGGUGGCCCGGCGUCCAGUGGAAUCCAGGAGGCCUGCGGCGAGGGAGCAGGAGUCGGGGUCAGGCAGCACAGAAGGCGUGCCCAGCAGAGAAAACCGACAGGGCUGUGCGGAAGCCCGCAGGGCAAGAGGGCUCUUGGAGUCUGUCACCUCGUGGGACCAGGGAACCCCUGAUGGUAGCAGGAAGCCCAGCCCAGAGGUAAAUGGCAGCAGGUCACGGGGGCCCAGGGAGAGUGUCCGGACUGGGGACAGCUCUGGGGGUCACCUGGAGGAGAACCUCCCCAGAGGACCAACAGGAGAGCACCACCACCGCAAGAGAGGAAAAGGGAGGGGACCCUCUGCCAGGCGCAAACGCAGCCGCAGCCGCAGCCACAAGCCAACCCGAGGAAGCCUGGAUGGGGAGACCUCGGGUGCAGACGCUGGAAGCUCCUGCCCGGAUAGUGAGGCCCCUGAGGUCCAGGGGAGCCGCAACAAGAGGGGCGGGUCCCCGGAGCCGCCACCCAAAUGGGAGCAAACAGACACGGGCUCAGGAGGUAGCCAAGCCCACCAGGAGUCGGUGCAGGAGCCUGGGGAGCACCUGAGCAGCAGCGGCCCCGAAGGUCCCCGCAGCUACGAGGUCCAGAGCUGGGAAGGGUCACUGGGGGCGGCGCCUCAGGAAGCGACUGAGGACCCCGGGACAGGCGCAGUCGCCAGUACAGCGGGGGCUGUGCGUGAACGGGGACCCCAGUCCACCCCAGGAACAGCGAGCCCAGUCACCGAGGCCAGCGGGGUCGAGCCAAGCAGAAAGGCCUCCAGCCCACUCGAGGGGAGCCGUAAGCGCGCCCCCCGGAGCUCGCGGGCUUCCAGGGACGCUGAGCUGGUUCGGGGCGCGAGUGGCAGUGGGGCGCGGCCGGAGGCUGGGGCGCGGGGCGUCGAACCUGUGAAAGUUCAGGCCUCGACCUCUGGGGAUCGGCGCCCCCAGUUUGGAAAGGCGGCGAGGAGCCCAGUGCCCGACGGCCCUUCUGAGGACGAGGACCGGACCCCAGAUCCCAGGUUCGCGGUCGUAUUCCCCAGGACCCUACGGGCGGGGAGGGCGUCGAGCGACGGGAGCUCUGAGGAAGCGUCUGCACACGCCCCCGCGGGAGAGGGGCGCGCUGGGGCCGGUGCGGGGCUUUCCGAGGACACUGAGGGGCGUAGGGCCAUAGAAGACGGGCGCAGCCCUCUGCGCGCCCCUCUGCGCGCCCCGGCCUCCCCCGACGAGCCCCAGUCGGAUGGGAGCGGCGCCAGCAAUGAGGCGGAGCCCGAGUCGGUGGAAGCCCCGGCGCCCGUGCACUGGGCGCAGGGCUCGGACCCAGGCGAGGACCCCGGGCUUGGCCCCCACACGCUGCUGCCCCGACUCACCUUGGAGACUCGCUCGCGAAGGGAGAGGGGCUCGGGCCCCCGCCGGCCCGCCUUGGAGCGGUGGGAGCUGGAGGACGAGGCCGAGGAGGCGCUGGAGAGGUGUCUGGAGCUGAGCGGCGCGCCGGGCCUCGAGGCGCCGCCCUCCCCGGCCCUGGAGGGCAGGACCCUCGGCGACGGCCUGGAGGACACUGAGGACCUGGCGAGGCUGCGGCCAAUGUGUGACAGCGCGGUGCUGCUGUGCCUCAAGAAGAGGUUUCACCUGGGCCGAAUCUACACCUUUGGGGGGCCUCUCCUGCUCACUCUGAACCCCCACCGGCCUUUGCCACUCUUCUCACCUGAGGUCCUGGCCAGCUACCACCCCAGGAUGGCCCCCAACACCACCCCGCACAUCUUUGCGGCAGCGGCCUCAGCCUACAGGCUGGCUCAGAGCACUGGGCAGGGCACGUGCAUCCUCCUUGGUGGGGUCGACCCAUGUGCCCCUGUCAACCUUUCCCUCUGCAGUGGGCACAGUGGCUCAGGGAAGACAGAAGCUGCUAAAAAGAUCAUUCAGUUCCUCGGCAGCCUGGAGCAGGAGCAGACAAGGAGCAGAGGACACCAGCUGGAGGACGCAUGGUCCCUGCUGGGCAGCUUCGGCCACGCCCAAACAGUCCUCAACGCCAAUGCCAGCCGCUUCGGCCAGGUCAUACGCCUCUGCCUGCAGCACGGGGUUAUCGUGGGAGCGUCUGUGUCACACUAUCUGCUUGAGACCUCGAGGGUGGUGUUUCAGGGCGGGGCCUGCAGGCUGCUGGGCAAGGAGGACGCCCAGGACUUCCCAGGGCUGGUGAGAGCCCUGCAGGUGCUGGGCGUGUGCCCUGAGGACCUGAGCGCCAUCUGGGCUGUGCUGGCUGCCAUCCUGCAGCUGGGCAACAUCUGCUUCUCCUCUUCAGAGCGGGAGUCCCAGGAGGUGGCCGCUGUGUCCAGCUGGGCUGAGAUCCACGUGGCAGCACGGCUACUCCAGGUGCCGCCCGAGCGCCUGGAGGGGGCUGUCACCAGGCAGGUCUUGGAGACGCCCUAUGGCCCGGCCUCGCGAUCCUUGCCCGUGGAAAGCGCCAUCGACGCCAGGGAUGCCCUGGCCGAGGCCCUGUACUCAAGGCUCUUCGCCUGGCUUCUGAGGAGGACCAACGCGCAGCUGGCACCGCCAGGGGAGGGCAGUCCUGACACCGCCUCCAUCACUGUCACCAUCGCAGAUGUCUACGGCUUUGAGGCGCUGCGGGUAAAUGGCCUGGAGCAGCUGUGCAACAACCUCGCCAGCGAGCGCCUGCAGCUCUUCUGCAGACAGACACUCCUGGCCCAGGAGGAGGAGGAGUGCCGGCGAGAGUCGCUGCCCUGGGUGUCCAUCCCCCAGCCUCCGGGGGCGCCCUGCCUGGACCUCCUGGUGGACCAGCCCCACAGCCUCCUGAGUAUCCUGGAUGCGCAGACCUGGCUGGCGCAGGCCACGGACCAUACCUUCCUCCAGAAGUGCCACUAUCACCACGGCGACCACCCGUGCUACUCCAAGCCCCAGCUACCCCUUCCCAUCUUCUCCGUGCGGCAUCACGCGGGGACCGUCACCUACCAGGCGCACAAGUUUUUAAAUAGAAACCGGGAUCAUCUCGACCCAGCUGUAGUGGGGAUGCUUGCCCAGAGCCAGCUGCAGCUGGUGGGCAGCCUGUUCCAGGAAGCAGAGCCCCGGCCCGGGGGCCCUCGAGGCAAACCUACGCUGGCCUCUGGCUGCCUGCAGUCCCUGGGGGACCUCUUAGCCCAGCUGGGCAGGAGCCACAUCCACUUCAUCCAGUGCCUCAACCCAAACCCUGGGAAGCUCCCGGGCCUCUUUGAUGUGGCCCACGUGGCCGAGCAGCUGCACCAGGCCUGCGUCCUGGAGACUAUCUGUACCCGCAGCAUCAACUUCCCUGUGCGCAUGCUCUUCCAGGCCUUCCUGGCCAGGUUCCGGACCCUGGGGACGGAGGGGCAGGGAGAUGCCUCUGACCGGGAGAGGUGUGGCGCCAUCCUCAGUCAGGUGCUGGGGCCCGAGUCAGCCCUCUGUCACCUGGGCGUCACCCAGGUCCUGCUGCAGGUGUCGGGCUGGCAGCAGCUGGAGCAGCAGCGGGCCCAGCGGCGCGCCCAGGCCCUGCUCAUCCUGCACCACGGCCUCCGCACCUGCCUGUCCCGCCAGCGCCUCCGCCUCCUGCCCCGGAUGCAAGCGAGGGUGCGCGGGCUCCAGGCCAGGAAGCGAUACCUGCGGCGGCGGGCAGCCCUGGGGCAGCUGAACACCAUCCUGCUGGUGGCCCGACCCCUGCUCCGGAGACGCCAGGAGCUGCAGCCGGGCCGGUGGCAGCCCAGGCACAGCGGUGGGAUGGCUGAAAGAAUGCCAAGCAUGGAGCUGGGGUGCCUGGAGAUCCCGGCCGAGCUGGCCGUCAUGCUGCAGAAGGCGGAAUACUCCCAGCACUCUCUGACCGAGAGCAUCACCGAGUCCAUGCCUCCAGAAGUGCCCGCCCGGCCCAACCUGGCCCUUCCGCCGGACAUCGACAACUUUCCCUUCUCCAGCUUCAUCUCCACCAGCUUUCAGGAGCCGUUCCUGCCCAGCCCUGGGCAGACGCUGACCCAGCCCCUGACCCAGCUGGAUGGUGAAAACCCCCAGCAAGCCUUGGACAUCAACAAGGUGAUGCUGUGGCUCCUGCGGGACGGGUCCCUGCUACCCUGGCAGGAGAAGACCUUGGGUGCGUACCUGGUGCGGCAGGGGCAGCGCCGGCCAGGGCUGCGGGAUGAGCUCUUCAGCCAGCUGGUGGCCCAGCUCUGGCACAACCCGGAUGAGCAGCAAAGCCAGCGCGGCUGGGCCCUCAUGGCCGUCCUGCUCAGUGCCUUUCCCCCCAGGCCCACCCUGCAGAAGCCACUGCUCAAGUUUGUGUCGGACCAAGCGCCCAGGGGCAUGGCCGCGCUGUGCCAGCACAAACUGCUGGGGGCUCUGGAGCAGGUCCAGUGGGCCCCUGGGGCCAAACGGACCCACCCUCCCACCCAGCUCGAGUGGACCGCGGGAUGGCGGAGAGGCCGCAUGGCCCUGGAUGUCUUCACCUUCCACGAGGAAUGCUACUCAGCGGAAGUGGAGUCCUGGACCACAGGAGAGCAGUUUGCUGGGUGGAUCCUGCAGAGCAGAGGGCUGGAGGUGCCCCCCCGUGGCUGGUCCGUGUCACUGCACUCCGGGGAUUCCUGGCAGGACUUGACUGGCUGUGACUUUGUCCUGGACCUGAUUGGCCAGAUAGAGGACCCGGGGGACCCGACUGAGCCCCACAGCUAUCCCAUCGCUCCUCGUGACUCAGCCAAGGACAUCCCCCCCGCCCCCAACGUCCAGGCCCCACCACUGCCUCCAGGCCCCCCUCCAGGUCCAGCCCCACCGCUGCCUGGCAGUGGUCACACAGGCGGGCACCGGGCCCCAGGGAGUCUGGACGGCUUCGUGGACAACCUCUUUGAGUCAGUCUUCUCCCCAGGCCACAGCGAUCUGGAGCAAGGCUGGGCUCUGAGCGGCCGCAUGAAGGGCGGGGGCUCCAUGGGGCCCAUGCAGCCGGGCAGCUACCCCAUGGUGUACCCAGGGAUGAUGCAGAUGCCCGGAUACCAGCCAGCCAUGAUGCCUGCACCUAUGCCCAUGAUGCCAGCCAUGGUGAUGCCACCGCAGCAGGCGCCACCACCCCUGCUCCCCAGCCUGGACACGAGGCAGCUGGCCGUCCAGCAGCAGAACUUCAUCAACCAGCAGGCGCUGAUCCUGGCCCAGCAGAUGACCACCCAGGCCAUGAGCCUCUCCCUGGAGCAGCAGACACAGCAGCAGCGCCAGGCCCAGGCCCGGGCCCAGGCGCAGGCGCAGGCCCAGGCCCCGGUGCAGGCCCCGGCACAGGCCCAGGCCCCGGUGCAGGCCCCGGCACAGGCCCCAGCGCAGGCUCCUGAGGCAGACUUCUCGGCCCCACCCCCAACUAUCCACCCCAAGUCCAAGACCAUCAACCCCAAGUUAAAGAAGCCUUCAAUCUCUCAAGAGGAGACAGAGCGGGAGCUGGAAUGGGAGACCCCGCUGGAGACCAAAGCCCGCAAGCCCAGGAGCUUCCAGCAGAAACGCGAAUUUUUCCAGAAUAUGGGGCAGCCGCAGUUCAAGAUGAAGAUCAUGAAGCCCCCCAGCAAGGUGCAGAUCCCCCAGGGGACCGGGGAGGAGGAGGACGAGGAGGAAGAGGAGAAGGAGCAGGAGAAGGAGCAGGAGAAGAAGGAGGAGGAGGCCCCCUCUCCUCCCCCCGUGGCCGUGGCGAAGAAGCCUUCCACCCGAGCUGGGGCCAAAGCUGCCCGGGAAGCUGAGGUGGAGCCGGCCGGGGAGAAGGGGCCGGGGCGGGGCCCCGCGGUGGUGCGCAGCAGCACGCAGGCCGCGCCACGGGAGGCGCCCAGCAGGGAGAUCCGCAACAUCAUCCGCAUGUACCAGAGCCGCCCGGCCCCCGCGCCCAUGCCGGUGCAGCCGCCCAGGAAGCCCGUCAGAACUUUCCUGAAGAAAAGCAACCCUAAGGAUGAGGCUCUGGCGAAGCUGGGGAUCAACGGGUCCCCCUCGUCCCCUGUGCCUCUGUCCCCAGGCCCAGGGAAGGGCCCCCCGCCAGCUGUGGCCCCUCGACCCAAAUCCUCACGACAGCUGGGGCUCUCCAAUUCCAUCAAGGAGAAGCAGGGACCCCUUCAGCAUCUCUUUGGCCCGGCCCCAUCCGCUGCCCAGGCCCCCCCUCCUCCCCCGCCUCCACUGCCUCCGCCAGAGCUCCCAGCGCAGCCUGCCACCGAGCCCCAAGUCUUGAGGGGGCCCAUGGAGGACCAGGGUGUCUCCACCCAGAUGCUUGUGCCCUCCGGCAGCGUGAGCUUCUCCUACGCCAGCCCGCCCUGGAAGCUAUUCCUGCGCAAGGAGGUCUUCUACCCCCGGGAGAACUUCAGCCACCCCUACUGCCUCAGGCUCCUCUGUGAGCAGAUCGUUCGAGACACCUUCGCUGAAUCCUGCGUCCGGAUCUCCCAGGAGGAGAGGCACAGAAUGAAAGACUUGCUGGGAGACCUGGAGGUGGGCCUGGAGUGGCUCCACACUGUCGAGGACAGCGUCAAGAAGCGCAUCGUGAUCGCCGCCAGGGACAACUGGGCCAACUAUUUCUCCCGCAUCUUCCCCGUCUCGGGCGAGAGCGGCAGCAACGUGCAGCUGCUGGGGGUGUCGCACCGCGGCCUGAGGCUGCUCAAGGUGACCCAGGGCUCCGGCCCCCACCCCAACCAGCUGAAGGUUCUCUGCUCAUACAGCUUCGCAGAGGUGCUGGGUGUGGAGUGCCCAAGCAGCUCCAGCCUGGUGCUGGCACUGAAGAGCGAGCAGCUGGUGCUGCACACGCCCCGGGCGGGCACCAUCAAGGCCAUGGUUGACCUGUUCCUGCGAGAGCUCACAAAGGACUCCGGCUAUGUCAUUGCCCUGAGGAGCUACAUCACCGACGAGUGCAGCCUUCUCAGCUUCCACCGCGGGGACCUCAUCAAGCUGCUGCCAGUGGCCAGCCUGGAGCCAGGCUGGCAGUUCGGCUCGACCGGGGGCCACUCUGGACUCUUUCCCACGGACAUGGUGCAACCGGCCGCGGCUCCCGACUUCUCCUUCUCGUCCGGGCAGAGGACUGGCCUGCACAGGAGCCAGUCACGGUCACAGAGCAGGGAGCCAGGGCUGGCUCAGAGGCACAAGGCGCCGGAGGACCCCGCCUGCCUCUCCAUCCAGACCCACAGUGACCACUCAGAGGCCGCCAGCCUGCCCCCUUCCCUCUCUCUUCCCGGGGACCCCCACCGCUAUACCAUGCAGGAAUUUGCCCUGAAGGCCUUCCGGAAGCCCCAGACCUUGCUGGGCCCGAGAGACAAAGGCGCUGAGGGGAAGGGCGCGGCCAGCCUGGUACGGUACAGCAAGGCCCCCAUCCUGCAGUCGCUCAUCAGCUUCGAUGACGAGGACACCGACAGACGGGCUGUGGAGGGCUUCCAGGCUCUGAUGCAGUUCAUGGGGGACCAGCCUAAGCCCCGAGGCAAGGACGAGAUGGGCCUCGUCUAUGAGCUGCUAAAGCUGUGUCAGGAGGAGGAACUCAGGGAUGAGAUUUAUUGCCAGGUCAUCAAGCAGGUCACAGGACACCCCCGGCCGGAGCACUGUGCCAGGGGCUGGAGCUUCCUGAGCCUCCUCACUGGCUUCUUCCUGCCGUCAAACAAGCUGAUGCCCUACGUGACCAUGUUCCUGCAGGAGGCAUGCCAGAGCGAAGAGCUGGCCCAGAGCAGCCAGAAGCACCUUCAGCAAACUGUGAAGUAUGGGGGGCGCCAGCGGCUGCCCUCUCCGGGAGAAAUGCAGGCCUUCCUGAAAGGGCAGAUGACCCGCAUGCUUCUGAUCCACCUGCCCGGGGGCAUGGACUACAAGACCACCGUCCAGACUUUCACGGUGGUGGCCGAAGUGCUGGAGGAGCUGUGUGGAAAGAUGGACAUCCUGGACCCCCAGGAAGUGAAGGAAUUUGCCCUUUUCCUCAUCAAAGAAGGCCCGCUGGUGCGGCCCCUGUGGCCCCGAGAAUACAUCAACUGUGAGGUGUUGGGGCCGGGCGCAAGUCUGCACUGCAGGAGGCUCUCCUGGGAGACGCAGCUGCACUAUGAGAACCCCACCUACGUCAGCACCCACUACAGGCAGGUGCUGUGGGACUACCUGCAGGGGAAGCUGCUGGUGAGCGCCCGGGAGGAAGCCCAGCUGGCCAGGCUGGCCGCCCUACAGCACCUCAGCAAGGCCCACAAGGACUCCCCCUCAGAGCAGGACCUGCUAGCUUACUUGCCGAAGCCGCUGCUGCAGCAGGUGGACGUGGCCGCCGUGAGGAGGCUGCUGGGCCUGGAGCUGAGGCAGCUACAAGACUACAGCUCCCAGGAGGCGCAGAUCGGCUUCAUCGAGGCCGCGAGCCGGCUGCCCCUGUUUGGCUGCACCGUCUACGUGGUGCUGCGAGCGAGCCUGCCGGGCCUGCCCAGGCCCUGCCUCCUGGGGCUGAACAGCCAGCAGCUCAUCCUCCUGGACCCCAGCUCCCAGAAGCCACGCUGCUCCAUCAUCCUGAAGGACCUGCAGAGGGCCCACCUGAUGAGCCCCCUGGACGACACAGAGGCCCCCUGCCUGGAGCUCCACUACGGUUCGGCGGAAAGCCCGCAGACUAUCUGGCUGGAACUGGCACAGGCCCAGGAGCUGAAGCACACCAUUGCCUUCCUGCGGAGCAGCGGCUCGGGCUCUAGCAUCGCAUAG